AGGAGCUUCCCGUGAUAAUGCAGCUCUACCCGUAGGUUUAUAUUCGUAAACACUGGUGACCCGUAAGUAGGUACAAACGGGAAUAGUAAGGGCUGUCUCGCUCGGAUAGUUGUUGACCAACGUCGUCUACUGGAAAAUCCACCCAAAAAAUGCAGUACCUCCUCUUCGCAGCCCUGUACGGGGUCUGGAACUUGGUCCAACUCGUCGUGGGGGUUUUUAUCGCCAAACGAGUUGGCGCCCACUUGAACAACACCUCAGAACACUCCCUGCGGUUAGCAAGAUAGAGUGCGAGUUUCACACGUACUUUCUUUCCAUUUUCUCACAUAGCAAAUCGAGGGGACAGCGUGAAGAUGGUACGGCUUUUCUUUUCGAGUGUGCUAUGAUCUAUUAAGUGCCUAGAAGUAGUCGCAGCCCUUACUUGUCUCGCGGCAGUUGUUGCGGACAGAGGGUAAGAACAGUCGCGACGAACAGACUGCAAUAUUUUGAAAUCGUAUGAUGUGCAGCAGUGAAGACUAAGAAAGAGAAAUCGCUGUGAUGUUGAAUACUUCAGUGAACAACAUCGCUUGUCGUGUAUAAGGGACGGUAGGCCUGCGCCUGCAUCAAUUUCUUGAGGAACUACUUCUAAGUCCUGCAGAUUGUCGUGGUGCUAACCAAGUGCCAUCGCUAUCAGACUUCUGUCGUGUUCGCACUAUUUCAACACUCAUCGUCAGUAAUCAGUGGGGGAGAAAAAGAAACUUGAAUCGUGGCAAUUCGUGUUGAUGCACUUCGUGGGUUCAUGUUCAUUCGUGAUCGUGUCUGCACUUCGGGGGCACAUGUUCAUUCGUGAUCGUGUCUGCAAUCUGGUUCUGCAAUCGGGUUCGAACAAGUUCGAUGAACUGAAAGCAAUUGCAACUUCCCAAAAGCUUUGCUCUACAGCAGCUAGUUCUUAAAAAGUUCGAUCUAGCAGCGCAAGACGUGUUUUUGUUGAGACGGUUUUUUUAUCGUACAAUCAAUAUCGCGAAUUCAAAAACGCCUCCUGUUCCGCCCAGUAUGCUCUCCAUGUCGAGUAACAAGCGUGAGGCGCCGAUGCUCGGCGGUCCUCCCUCUUCCUCAGGCAUGUACGUGAUGAUGCCAGUCCCGGUGCAGCAGAACAAGCAGCCCCAACUUUGGGGAAAAAAGCAAUUCAAGCCGUUUACCGUAAUCAUCGAGCAGCAGAUGAGCGGAGGUGCUACUUCUGCCAGUACUGGUAUCAACGCGUUUUCUACUACUUCUGCAACAACACCGCAAGCCCUGCAACCAAACAAAGAAUUGCGCAACAUCACAACGGUCUCCGAGAUCGUCAACUGGCUGAAAGACGAGUACCAGCACGUCGUUUCGGAGCAGGUGAUUCUGGAGAAAUUAGACGAUUUGCUCUGGAUGCCGAAGAUGAGCGGUAGUAACAUGAACGGGAACAACAAUAUGAGAGUUGUGCACAACUCCCCCUCCCCCUCAUUUGUGUUGCAUGAACAGCAACACAAGCGCUGGCAAAGAUGCAGCGUUAGCAUGGCAAAUUCCUAGAGGAUUGUAGUGCUGUUUUGGAUCAUUCCGGAAUCUGUCACGCAAACAGUGCUAACAGGCAAAGGGUGGAUUUGGAAUUUUGCAUGACAAGUGAGAGGGAGGGGGACGAGUUGUGCACUUUCAUGAACAACGGCCAUUUCGACAGCACGUGCUCGACCAACGUUUUCUCGAUGUCGGAGGAAGACGGAAACGUGUCGUCCUCGUCCUGUUCCUCCAACGGUGGCGGCAUCGGGUUCGAAUCUUCCGGGUUGAAGUCGUCUUGUUCCAGCAAACACAGUAAUGACACCACAACGACCGUGUUCUACGAGUUCCAAAUCCCGAGUACUACUUCCCAGCAUCCUACGACCGGGUUGAUGCAGCCCCAGGACACGAUAAAGUUAGCGAUCAAAAACGCCACUUCGCCAAUCUCGGAGGACCAGACGCAGCUCGGGUUGCAGGAGAUGUCGGACGAAGAUGAUGAGGAGGGGUUAUCGUUUGCAAAAAGUAUCGCACUACUUGCAUUUUUUGCAUGACAGAUCUUGUUUGUGACCUGAACCUGCAUGACAAACUCAGUUUUUCUCUAUACCAGCAAAUUUGUAUUGCAAUACAACUUGUGCGAUGCUUUUGCAUAUCCAUAGGUUUCGGUCUCGGACGAUUUCGACAUGUACGACGGGGGAAAUGACGAUUUGUAUUGCGGAACCUCCACGGGUCUGGAUGAAAUGUUCUACAUGAGCAGCUCGACCAUGGACGACGGAGAAGAUGACUGCGCGUUUCCCAUAUGCAUCGCAAAUAUGUGUGGAUCUGGAUCUGUGAUGCACAAUUCUGAAAGACAGCGAGAUCUGUAAUGCAUGAAUACGAAUGUUGACCACGGUCUUUGUCGUGCUGGAAGCCUGUCUGUCAUGCAAAACACGGUGGAACUUGCAAUACCAACCGAAAAAUUUGUGAUGCGUUCAUGUCGUACGAAGCAUCGCUCCGUCAUGCAAGGCUCAGCAACACAAAUUCGUGGCAUCUUUCCAGACCCAGACAUGUUUGCAGUGGAUAUGCCAUCCGACCGAGCAAACGGGUGAAGAAGUAAGUAGGGGGAGAGGAUGAACAGUUUGUCGGGCUGGUAGGCAACUACAGGGGCAUAGUAAUCAUGCUCUUCAAGAACAAUCUGCACUAGUCAGCCUUAGCACCUGUCGUCGUGUAAAAAUAGGAGGAUACUAGGAGAAGAUCUCUGAAGAUCAUGCGCAGGUCGCUAGCUGUAAAAUUUUGAAUUUUAUCAAAAAGCAAAACCAGUUUCACUGUACAAGCACGUAGUUGUUUCGAAGAAAGACACCAAAGGAUCGGAAAAAUUGUGCGGAUUGGCAGGCGGAUUUUUGUAUCUACUGCUUUGUUGCAUUUUCGAUAAUUGUUACGAUUCAUCGCGAAUUAUAAAGCUGUAUUGUAUUGAAGGCUCGAGCGACGGCGAGCAGACGCAGGUUUGCACGAUGCGCGAAAGUUGAAACCGACUGUACACAACUUCUG
Molecule: messenger RNA, 3021 nt
Organism: Amoebophrya sp. A120
Lineage: Eukaryota; Dinophyceae; Syndiniales; Amoebophryaceae
Source: the annotation of a GenBank genome assembly